AUGCGUUUCUCGAUGGAAUCAAUAUUAUGCGGUCAAAUGGACAACAAUGGUGCUACAGGGCGCAAACGUCCUCAUGAAAGUUGCAGCAAUGACGCAUGUGUUGGUAGCACAAAUAAAUGCAAAGAAUCAAACAGUGAAGUUUUGAGGGCAAGUGCAAGUCCUGAUCGACCGGAAAGUUCUUCAUUAAACAGCUCUACUAAUAAUGUAACUCCUGUUCACAGUUCAAGUUCGCAUUUAAUCGACAACAGCUUUUUUCCGGAAGAGCACAUAAGCAAUAAAACCGAUGCUGAUCAGGCUGGUUGUAGCACAAAAUAUACGAAAUCAGGGAAUCAGGAAGGAAUUAUCAGCAAGAGAAAUGUUUACAAUGAUGGAAAAAUGGGUAUCAUUAGAUCUUCUAAAUCGGAAGGUUCAAUAUCACCAAAAUGGUCAACUAAUUUUGUUAAAGAUAUCAACCGUCCUGGUUCCAGUCUGGAAAUAUAUCACGAAUCAUUUAAUUUUAGUUCAGAUGAUGAGGGACAGUGCGAAGAGAACUCAAGGCAGAGCAGCAAGCACAGCAGUAAUCGGAGCAAAUCUGGCGCAACGAAGCCAGCUUACUCAUACAUUGCCUUGAUCGCAAUGGCUAUUCUAAAUAGCCCUGAUAAGAAGUUGACUUUGUCGCAAAUAUGCGAUUUUAUUAUUAACCGAUUUCAGUAUUAUCGGGAGAAAUUUCCGGCAUGGCAAAAUUCAAUCAGGCAUAAUCUGAGUCUAAAUGAUUGCUUCGUCAAAAUUCCACGAGAGCCAGGAAAUCCCGGGAAAGGGAAUUAUUGGGCAUUAGAUCCGAAAGCUGAAGAUAUGUUCGAUAAUGGGUCAUUCUUGAGGCGCCGCAAAAGAUUCAAGCGUCAGCAACCAGAACCAGAUUAUCAAUCAGUUGCUUAUCCGGGAGCACCGUUUUUACCCCCAGGACCACCCUUCCUACCUCCCACAUUUCUCGGGACUCAUGGUGUCUCACCGCUUCCGCGACUAACACCUAUCAGACCGGCUCCAUCAUUGCCAUUUCCACCACUCGUGCCUCGUUUAUCUGAAGGUUUUUCGCCUCAAAUUCCAGUUGCUAAUCCACGAACAUUAAUAGUAUCGUCAGCUACCCAUACAACUUCACCUUUUCCAUGCAUUCCCACGGGUAUAUCACCAACUACCGAUCAUCAGAAAUUGCUUGCCACAAUAGCUGCAAAAGUUACAGCUUCAUCUCAGAGCAACAGUAGCGCUGCAACUUACAAGUGA
Messenger RNA from Acanthocheilonema viteae, 1257 nucleotides. Lineage: Eukaryota; Metazoa; Nematoda; Chromadorea; Rhabditida; Onchocercidae. The record is from the annotation of a GenBank genome assembly.